AUGCCGAUGUUGAAUGGGAUAUGUCUUAUUACUGGGGCAGGUAAUAAUAUUCCUUUCAAUAUUGUCCUUAUAUACACUUACUUUGGUGCAGGCUCUGGGAUCGGGCAAGCGACAGCAGUUGCUUUUGUUCAAGAAGGAUGCCAAAGAUUAACAAUUGCCGAUAUGAGUGCAUCCGGGCUCGAGAAAACGACUCAACUGAUAAAAUCGCAUGAUGAAAAGGCUCAAGUCCUCGAAUUGCUGGUGGAUGUAUCUAAUCAAGAUGCGGUGAAUAAAAUGGUCAAAAAGACGGUAGAAACAUUCGGUCGACUCGAUUAUGAAUCUGACUCUCCAUACCCUCCAGCCGUCAAUGUUGCUGGUGUAACAUGCCGUGACAGAUCGUUGGCGGCAGACUACGACAUUGCUGAGUUCGACAGAAUACAUUCAGUCAACGCUCGUGGUCUCUUGUUUUGUACGCAGGCUGAGGCUCAAGCCAUGCGAAGCCAGGAUCCGAGGGUUACAUGCGAGAGAUCUGAUCUCAGAAGAGGGCAACGAGGAAGUAUAGUAAAUAUAGCAUCCACCUGUGGCAUUACCGCAAUCCCAAACAUCAUGCCCUACGUGGUAUCGAAACACGCAGUUGUGGGAAUCACUCGGUCUUUCUCAGUUGAUCAUGGAAACGAUAGGAUUAGAAUAAAUGCUGUGUGUCCUGGGUUGGUGGACACGCCUAUGCUUGUGCAGAGGAAGGAGAUGGAGAGUAAAUUUGGUACUGGGGAAGAUCAGCGAAGCACGGUUGGUGAACCGCCUUUGGGAAGGAACGCAUACUCAGAAGAGAUAGCAGAUACUUGUGUAUUCUUGAGUAGUUCUAAGGCGAGCUACAUCCAUGGCAGUAUGAUCAUGGUCGAUGGCGGUAAAACUGCGCAGUAUUAA
This is a messenger RNA of Lachnellula hyalina, 903 nucleotides long. Its product is annotated as Levodione reductase. The record is from RefSeq and is a predicted model, not a curated record. The transcript has 3 exons. NCBI's taxonomy places the organism in Eukaryota, Fungi, Ascomycota, Leotiomycetes, Helotiales, Lachnaceae. Gene Ontology annotation, molecular function: oxidoreductase activity. Bases 1 to 903 code for a protein of 300 amino acids.